AUGGAGAACCUAAACUAUUAUCUUCUUGUCUUACCUUUAGUUUUUUAUAUGAUAUUGAAAUACUUAGUAAUCAAUCCCCGCCAAAAGUCACCACCAAGUCCACUAGCACUACCAAUAAUUGGCCACCUUCACCUUAUCAGGAAUUCCCUCUAUGAAUCAUUAGCUGCACUAUCAUCCCGAUAUGGUCCCAUUUUUUCUAUCAGGUUAGGGUGCAGAUCGUUUGUUGUUGUUUCUUCUCCAUCAGCCAUAGAAGAAUGCUUCACAAAAAACGACAUUGUAUUCGCCAAUCGGCCUCGGUGCAUGGCCGGUGACCUGCUGACAUACAACUAUGUCACCUUGGCAUGGUCACCUUAUGGCCAUUUCUGGAGGAUUCUCCGCCGACUAACUGUUGUUGAACUUUUCUCUUCACAUAGCCUCCAAAAGUCGGCAAACAUACGUGAAGAAGGAAUACAAUCCCUUCUUCGAGUAUUAUUUAAAAGCUCAAAGGAUGGAAUUCAAAGAGUUGAUUUGAACUAUUUGGUUUCUACCCUCGGUUUCAAUGUUAUGAUGAGAGUUAUUGCUGGAAAAUGGUGUGUUGAAGAGGAAAAUCUGAACUCACUUCACAGAAAGAGAGAUGAUUAUAUUAAGAUUUUGAUAGAUGAGGUUAAAGGGACUGGUAUUACGUCUUCUGAUUCCACAAGGGAGAAGAACACUUUGAUUGAAAUCCUGUUGUCUGUUCAAGAAUCGGAACCUGAUGUAUACUCCGAUGAUGUUAUCAAAAGCGUUAUAUUGGUACUGUUUGUGGCAGGAACAGAAACCUCAGCAGCUGCUAUAGAAUGGGCUAUGUCACUACUUUUAGAUCAUCCAGAGGCAUUACAUAGGCUAAGAAAGGAGAUUGACACUAACGUUGGACAUGGGCACUUGUUAAAUGACUCUGAUCUUGCAAAACUUCCAUUUCUGCGUUGUGUUGUAAACGAGAUGCUAAGACUGUACUCUCCAGUGCCACUGCUUUUACCUCACUGUUCAUCCGAAGAUUGCAGUUUAGGGGGGUACAGAAUUCCUAAAGACACAAUCUUGCUGGUGAAUGCUUGGGCCAUGCACAGGGAUCCGAAGGUGUGGGACGAGCCCGAACAAUUCAAGCCAGAGAGAUUUGAGGCAAUAGAAGGGGAAAGAGAAGGCUUCAAAUUUGUGCCUUUUGGAAUGGGAAGGAGAGCCUGCCCUGGAGCCGGUAUGGGUUUGCGAACAGUUUCGCUGGCAUUAGGUGCCUUUGUUCAGUGUUUUGAGUGGGAAAAAGUAGAAAGUGACAACAUGAAAAUGAACUAUAAUUCCAAAGUUACUAUGCAGAAGGCUACACCUCUGGAGGCCAUGUGCAUUCCCCGGCAACAUGCUUUUGAUCUCCUCUCCCAACUCUGCAGUUGUUAAAGGUUGAUAUCCUUAUCAUUGCUAUAAGUAGCUCUUCUCUCCAACCAUUUCCACCAAAAUUAAGCAAUCAAAUACUAAGAGCAUUUGGUGUAUGGUAGGAGAGAUUCUCGUAAAAAUUUGUAUAAUAAU
Olea europaea var. sylvestris is the source of this 1530-nucleotide messenger RNA. RefSeq names its product cytochrome P450 81D11-like. The transcript is spliced from 2 exons. NCBI's taxonomy places the organism in Eukaryota, Viridiplantae, Streptophyta, Magnoliopsida, Lamiales, Oleaceae. The coding region runs from base 1 to 1401 and encodes 466 amino acids. Gene Ontology annotation, molecular function: heme binding; iron ion binding; monooxygenase activity. The record is from RefSeq and is a predicted model, not a curated record.